CGCCAUCUUCCUCACUCUGAUAUAGGAACCCUCACCCUUCGACCCCCCGCUGCAGCGGAAUGCAUCUUUGAAUCCCACAGUCCUUCGUAAUGUCGUUUUUGCAAGCCUCGGCGAAACCGGCCUCGGCCAUCUCGACCCGUCUCGCCGCCUCUGGCAGCUCGCACCAUCUACUUUCCUGCGGCCCGCCCAGAAUGCAUGUCCUGCAGUUGACCCGAACCCACAAUCCCUGGCAGAGGGUCCGCUUCUCUUCAUCGGGCACCUCCUCGUCGCCAAAGCCCGGCUCACCUGGAUUCUGGCGCGAGCUCCGAAGAAUCGCACUCCUGGCUCGACCAGAGGCCCUGCCGCUCACCGGCGCUGUGCUGCUUCUCAGCGUAUCCUCGGCUGUGACCAUGAGCGUCCCUUUCAGCAUGGGCAAGAUCAUUGAUUUGGUCCUCGAGGGUCUCAAGGAAGAGCAGUCGGCCAAAUCGACCGACUCUGGCUUACCCGACCCAGCCCAGUCCCAGGCAGUUGCAGCGGCUGAGCCAACCAAGCCUCAGGAUGUCAAAGGGCCCUCGAAUCCUCUCGGCGCAAUACUGGAGCGCCCUGACCCAGAGUCCCAGUCCACAGAGCGAGUCAGCCUGCCUCUGAUAUUUGGCGGACUCUUGGCCGUUUUUGCUGUGGGUGCCGCCGCCAACACGGGCAGAGUCAUUUUGAUGAGGCUGACGGGCGAAAAGAUUGUCUUUUCGCUGCGACGGCGUCUGUUCCAGAACAUCAUGAAGCAGGACAUUGCAUUCUUUGACCGCAACCAAGGCGGCGAGCUGGUGUCGAGACUGUCGUCGGACAGCUUGAUUGUCGGCCGCACCGUCACAAACAACCUGAGCGAUGGACUGAGGAGCCUGGCCAUGAGCACUAUGGGCGUUGGUAUGAUGGCAUACAUCAACCUUAAGCUCACGAUGAUCAUGAUGAUGAUUGUUCCGCCCGUGGCGCUUUCAGCUGUCUGGUAUGGACGAAUCGUCCGAGACCUGUCCAAGAAGACACAGGACGCUGUCAGCGAGGCGACCAAGGUCUCGACCGAGCGUUUUGGCAACGUUCGCACCGUAAGGGCCUUUGCACAAGAGCACCGCGAGAUCGAUCUCUAUACCGACAAAGCCCGAGCCAUCUACAAUCUUGCCCGGCGCGAGGCAACGGCCUCGGGCUUUUUCUUUGGCGGCACGGGCUUUGCCGGAAAUGCGGUCAUGUUGGCCCUGUUAUACUAUGGUGGAAGCAUGGUGACUUCCGGCGCCAUCACCGUCGGAGAACUGACGUCGUUCUUCCUGUAUACGGCUUAUGUCGGUGGCUCCAUGAUCGGUAUUUCAGGAGUCUAUAGUGAUCUCAUGAAAGGCGUGGGCGCCAGCUCGCGACUAUUUAAUCUGCUUGACACCAAAGCAGAGAUCGAGUCCCUCCCGAGUAAAGGCCUGCAGCUCGACCCCGAUCGAGUCAAGGGGCACAUCCAGCUCAGAAACAUUGCCUUUACCUACCCGACUCGAAGCGACGUGCAGAUCUUCAAGGAUCUGUCGUUUGAGGUCGAGGCCGGGACAAGCGUGGCCAUCGUUGGUCACUCCGGCUCUGGAAAAAGCACCGUCGCUCAGUUGAUACUGCGCUUCUACGACCCAUCGACGGGCUCGGUUACAAUCGACGGCAAGGAUGUAAAGGAUUUGGACGUCGCCUGGCUGCGCGACAACCUCAUUGGAUUUGUUUCGCAAGAGCCCGUUCUCUUUGCAGCUACGAUCCGCGAUAACAUUGCCUACGGACGGCCCUCGGCCUCGCUGGAGGAUAUCCAAAGUGCUGCUGAACAGGCCAACGCUCGGGAGUUUAUCGAGUCCUUCCCCGAUGGCUUUGACACCUUUGUGGGCGAGAAGGGCUAUGCUCUCUCCGGCGGACAAAAGCAGCGCAUUGCCAUUGCCCGAGCCUUGCUCAAGAACCCCAAGAUCUUGGUUCUGGACGAAGCCACUUCGGCACUCGACGCCACGAGUGAAUACCUGGUCUCGGAUGCUCUGGACCGCCUGGUCGAGGGACGGACAGUGAUCACCAUUGCCCACCGUCUGUCCACCAUCAUGAAGGCCGACAAGAUCAUCAUGCUUGAGAGUGGACAGGUUGCCGAGCAGGGAUCCUUUGCCGAGCUCAUGAACAUCCCCAACGGCAAGUUCAGGGAGCUCGUCCAACGACAGCUCGGCGACGCCGUCGAGGACGACGACUAACAGACAAGUGCUCAGCGAUCAACAGCCCAGAAGCCAUCAAAGCCGGCCCUGUAUCCGAAAGGGCUGCUUGAUCAGUGGCAGAGGACCUGCAGGCCCGAAACUGCAUGUCCGUCCAGCCUACAUCUAUUCCUCAUGCCCCGCUCCGCUCCGCUGGUGGCACUCCUCACUCCUGCUCCAUAGUCGGCUCUUUCUCUUCCUGCAGUCAUCUCCCGUAUAUGUCUCCGCCCUCCCCUCUACUCCUCUCUCUCUCGCCGCACUUUGCUCUAUCGGUUGUGUUCCCGGCCUCAUAGUGCCUCCGUCCGUUCGUUACCGCUUGUCUCUCUGUCUCGAGCACAAUACAGAACUAGAUAUAAUCGCACGU
This is a messenger RNA of Polychytrium aggregatum, 2577 nucleotides long. Its product is annotated as P-loop containing nucleoside triphosphate hydrolase protein. The record is from RefSeq and is a predicted model, not a curated record. The transcript is spliced from 11 exons. Gene Ontology annotation, biological process: transmembrane transport. The coding region runs from base 90 to 2216 and encodes 708 amino acids. NCBI's taxonomy places the organism in Eukaryota, Fungi, Chytridiomycota, Chytridiomycetes, Polychytriales. Gene Ontology annotation, cellular component: membrane. Gene Ontology annotation, molecular function: ABC-type oligopeptide transporter activity; ATP binding; ATP hydrolysis activity.